Molecule: messenger RNA, 1456 nt
Organism: Schistosoma intercalatum
Lineage: Eukaryota; Metazoa; Platyhelminthes; Trematoda; Strigeidida; Schistosomatidae
Source: the annotation of a GenBank genome assembly
GAGCGCGAUUUUCGAACGGGAAGUUUAGUCCUAACGUGAUUUGCAUAUAUCAAACUUUUGCUGUGUUCUUACGCAACAAAAGUACCAUUUCAGUUCUAAAAAAUCUAUCCUGAGCUAUACGUUCGGUUCCUGCCUGGAGGAUCUGGUGAUCCCCUGCUACUAGACACGGAAGCCUGUUAAGCGAAAGCUUCUUCUAUUCCGUCCACAACCAUUUGAACCAUUUGAACCAUUUGAAUCGCGAAACAUAUUGAUUACAGAACUUACAAACAAACGCGGGUUGUUGCAUGGGAACGUUACUCCCCGUUCCAGGUAUGCCAUUUUAUUUGACAGAUUUCGAACCUUCUGCGAAGUUUUUAAUCAUCCUUAUCCUAUCACUUACACCUCAGUCAGCUUAUGCUCAAAUUGAUGGAAUCUACUGUGGUGAAGAAACCUGUUAUGAUGUUUUACAGGUUACCCGAGAUGAUGAUAAAAAUAGAAUUCGUAAAGCAUAUCAUGAAAUGGCAAGAAAACAUCAUCCAGAUAGACAGAAAACAACUGAGGAUAAAAUAAAAGCGGAAGAACGCUUCCGUGUAAUCAACACUGCCUAUGAGAUUCUUAGUGAUCCAGAACAACGAACAGAAUACGAUUAUAUGCUUGAUAAUCCAGAUCAAAUGUACUAUCAUUACUAUCGGUAUUAUCGACGUCGUGUUUCGACAAAAGUUGAUGUUCGAUUGGUUAUUAUAUCAAUUCUUCUUAUUAUAUCAUCGAUACAAUAUGCUGGUCAAUGGACAAGUUAUAAUCAUGCAUUAAGUUAUUUACUGAAAGAUCCAAAGCAUCGUGCCAAAGCAAAACAGAUAGCUAUUGCUGAUGGUCGUUUAAAUAUAUCCAAAUAUGAAGUUGGCAGACGUUUAACACGUGAUGAACUGAAAGAACGUGAGGAACAACUACUUCGGGAUAUAUUAAAGGAGACUGUUGAACUUCGAGGUGAUUGUUGUCGACCCAGCCUAAAACGUGUUCUACUGGUUAGAAUAAUUUUUUUCCCUUGGACUUGUUAUAUAUGGUUACGUUGGAUGCUUUAUUGGGUUGUAAAGUAUUGGAUACUUCGUAGGGAAUAUGACGAAGAGGCACGAAUAUUUAUCACUAGACGUCGGUUAAAAAUAAGUGAGAGUGAAUGGGACUAUGCCGGCGAAAAACAACAAGCAAAGUAUUUAUCACAAAAACUUUGGAUUAAUGAGAAUUAUCAGAAAUUUCUUGCAGAUCAACAAGAAGCAAAUCGAAUUCGAGCAGCUGAAGAUACUGAUUUAAAACGUUAUAGACGAUACACAAAACGUGCUGGACCUGCCUCAGUGAAUCUUGAAGAUUUAUUUUAAAAUCCCCGCCAUUCAAACUGAAUAUUAAUUGUCCAAUGUCCUUGUCGAUCCUGCCAUAGUCCCGUUCUAUGUAUUAUAUAUAUAUAUAUAUAUAUAUAUAUAUAUAU